Molecule: messenger RNA, 5282 nt
Organism: Leopardus geoffroyi (Geoffroy's cat)
Lineage: Eukaryota; Metazoa; Chordata; Mammalia; Carnivora; Felidae
Gene: PNPLA6
Product: patatin like phospholipase domain containing 6
Exons: 34
Coding region: 876-5063 (1395 amino acids)
Biological process (GO): phosphatidylcholine metabolic process
Cellular component (GO): endoplasmic reticulum
Molecular function (GO): phosphatidylcholine lysophospholipase A1 activity
Source: RefSeq, a predicted model, not a curated record
UUAUGUUCCCAUCCCCCUCCUCCCCUAGUUCCCGGCAGGUGUUUCCACGCGGGUAGCUGGGUGUGCGCUAGGGUGAAAGGGCCCUAGUUCUCCGUAAAUUUUCCAUGUAGUCUCUAAAGGGCUCAGUGACUCCCCCAAGUUUCCGUUAGUACUCCAGCCGUGCCAGAAACAUUCUCAUUCCCUCAGAAAAGCCCCAGUAAUAUUCCAGCGUUCAUCCCGAGGCCGGUUCUCUAGCUCAAACGACCGCUGGGACGUGCCCAUCCAGCUCCCAGUUUCCCCAGUAACAAUCCUGUAUUCCUGGGAAUCUCGGCAACUUUACAGUGACCCCCGGUAAUUCCAGCAUCCCUGGUUUCGUGUCAGUAAUGGCGCCAGCAUCGUUCCCAAAGUUCCAGUAAUGCUCCACACUGUCAGAGACCCCAUAACUUUAUUAAUGCGUGAGAGUAAAGCUCCAACAUCAGCCAGGAACACCUUGUGACCCCGCCCCACUCCGAGCAUCUCGGGAUCCUUCCGAGACCUCGACAUCACCCCAGGACCCCUUGUGUGGUAGUUUGCCGGCAGCACUCCCAGCGCCCCGGCCUGUGGGUUUCCCGAGGGGCAGGUUUAGGUCAGAAGCCAGUCGUCUCCUCGACCCCCCAUGGCUUGAAGACCCCAGUUUCCCUGGGAAGGUCCAUCCAGCCUUCGCAGGGGGGUGCGGCCUAGCGUCUGCUGGGUCAGAAUUGAUCAAUCCCGCAGGGAAGAAGCCAGGAAGGGGCCAUUUGCGGGAGGAAGUCGGUCCUCUUGGGCGCCCGUGCAGUGGCUGCUGACUGGGUGUCUGGCAGGCUGCCCUUUAGCCCCAGGGUGGGGCUCUACCGCUGGGGCGUCUGCCGGCCCAGCAUAUGGGUGACGGGAGCCAGGCGGGGAACCAGGGACCCCCCCCCCCCCUCCCUAGCCCGGGACUCAAGGUCCACCUGCACCACUUCUCUGCUCUUCAGUGCCCCUCCAGCUGUCCUCUGGCCAGCAACGCCAUCCAGGUGGCCCGUACGAAAGAGGCAAGGCUCAUGGACUCGGGGCUACCAGACCUGCCUCCCAGUCUGAAGCAACUGAUGGAGGCUCCGCUGCAAACCGGAAUGGUGCUGGGCGUGAUGAUUGGGGCUGGAGUCGCGGUGCUGGUCACUGCCGUAUUCAUCCUCCUGCUGGUGCGGAGACUGCGAGUGCAGAAGACUCCAGCCCCGGAUGGUCCCAGGUAUCGAUUCCGGAAGAGGGACAAAGUGCUUUUCUAUGGUCGGAAGAUUAUGCGGAAGGUAUCACAAUCCACUUCCUCCCUGGUGGAUGCUUCGGUCUCCACCACUUCCCGGCCACGCAUGAAGAAGAAACUUAAGAUGCUCAACAUUGCCAAGAAGAUCCUGCGCAUCCAAAAAGAGGCCCCAACACUGCAGCGGAAGGAGCCCCCGCCCGCGGUGCUUGAAGCUGACUUGACGGAGGGCGACCUGGCUAACUCCCACCUGCCCUCCGAGGUGCUCUACAUGCUUAAGAAUGUCCGGGUGCUGGGCCACUUCGAGAAGCCGCUCUUCCUGGAGCUCUGCCGACACAUGGUCUUCCAGCGGCUCAGCCAGGGUGACUACGUCUUCCGGCCAGGCCAGCCGGAUGCCAGUAUCUAUGUGGUGCAGGAUGGGCUGCUGGAGCUCUGUCUGCCAGGGCCUGACGGGAAGGAGUGUGUGGUGAAGGAAGUGGUCCCUGGGGACAGUGUCAACAGCCUCCUGAGCAUCCUGGACGUCAUCACCGGCCACCAGCACCCCCAGCGCACUGUGUCCGCCCGGGCGGCCCGAGACUCCACGGUGCUGCGGCUGCCAGUGGAGGCCUUCUCUGCCGUGUUCACCAAGUACCCCGAGAGCUUGGUGCGGGUGGUGCAGAUUAUCAUGGUGAGGCUGCAGCGGGUUACCUUCCUGGCGCUCCACAACUACCUGGGUCUGACCAAUGAGCUCUUCAGCCACGAGAUCCAGCCCCUGCGCCUCUUCCCCAGCCCUGGCCUCCCAGCCCGCACCAGCCCCGUGCGUGGCUCCAAGCGGGUGGUCAGCGCCUCCGCCACUGAGGAGCCAAGGGAGACUCCCGGCCGGCCACCUGACCCCACUGGGGCCCCGCUGCCUGGACCUGCAGGGGACCCGGUGAAGCCCACCUCCCUGGAGGCCCCCUCCGCCCCGCUGCUGAGUCGCUGCAUCUCCCUGCCAGUGGACAUCUCAGGCUUGCAGGGUGGCCCCCGCUCGGACUUUGACAUGGCGUAUGAGCGUGGCCGGAUCUCCGUGUCCCUGCAGGAAGAGGCUUCAGGGGGGCCCCAGGCGGCUCCCGCUCGGACCCCCACUCAGGAGCCCCGGGAGCAGCCAGCGGGUGCCUGUGAGCACAGCUUCUGUGAGGAGGAGUUGGCCACGGGGGGUUGCCCCUUCGGGCCCUACCAGGGACGCCAGACAAGCAGCAUCUUUGAGGCGGCGAAGCGGGAGCUGGCCAAACUGAUGCGGAUCGAGGACCCCUCCCUCCUCAACAGCCGGGUCCUGCUCCAUCAUGCCAAAGCUGGCACCGUCAUCGCCCGCCAGGGGGACCAGGACGUGAGCCUGCACUUUGUGCUGUGGGGCUGCCUGCACGUGUAUCAGCGCAUGAUCGACAAGGCGGAGGACGUGUGCCUGUUCGUGGCACAACCCGGAGAGCUGGUGGGUCAGCUGGCGGUGCUCACCGGGGAGCCCCUUAUCUUCACACUGAGAGCCCAGCGAGACUGCACCUUCCUGAGGAUCUCUAAGUCUGACUUCUAUGAGAUCAUGCGUGCACAGCCCAGUGUGGUGCUGAGCGCCGCGCACACGGUGGCCGCGAGGAUGUCGCCCUUCGUGCGCCAGAUGGACUUUGCCAUCGACUGGACGGCGGUGGAGGCGGGACGCGCUUUGUACAGGCAGGGCGACCGCUCCGACUGCACCUACAUCGUGCUCAAUGGGCGGCUGCGCAGUGUCAUCCAGCGCGGCAGCGGCAAGAAGGAGCUGGUGGGCGAAUACGGCCGCGGCGACCUCAUUGGCGUGGUGGAGGCGCUGACACGACAGCCUCGUGCCACGACGGUGCACGCGGUGCGCGACACGGAGCUGGCCAAACUCCCCGAGGGCACCCUGGGCCACAUCAAACGUCGUUACCCGCAGGUCGUAACCCGCCUCAUCCACCUGCUAAGCCAGAAAAUUUUGGGGAAUUUGCAGCAGCUGCAAGGACCCUUCCCGGGCUCGGGACUCGGCGUCCCCCCUCACUCGGAACUUACCAACCCAGCCAGCAACUUGGCAACCGUGGCGGUCCUGCCAGUGUGCGCCGAGGUGCCCAUGGUGGCCUUCACCCUGGAGCUGCAGCAUGCUCUGCAAGCGAUUGGUCCAACGCUCCUCCUCAACAGUGACAUCAUCCGGGCCCGCCUAGGGGCUUCUGCCCUGGAUAGCAUCCAAGAGUUCCGGCUGUCGGGGUGGCUGGCCCAGCAGGAGGAUGCCCACCGCAUAGUGCUGUACCAGACCGACGCGUCGCUGACACCCUGGACUGUGCGCUGCCUACGCCAGGCCGACUGCAUCCUCAUCGUGGGCCUGGGUGACCAGGAGCCCACUCUUGGCCAGCUGGAGCAGAUGCUGGAGAACACGGCCGUGCGCGCCCUCAAGCAGCUGGUGCUGCUGCACCGGGAGGAGGGCGCGGGCCCCACGCGCACCGUCGAGUGGCUCAACAUGCGGAGCUGGUGCUCCGGGCACUUGCAUCUGCGCUGUCCACGCCGCCUCUUCUCUCGCCGCAGCCCAGCCAAGUUGCACGAGCUCUAUGAGAAGGUUUUCUCGAGGCGCGCGGACCGGCACAGCGACUUUUCCCGCCUGGCACGGGUGCUCACAGGCAACACCAUCGCCCUGGUGCUGGGCGGGGGCGGUGCCAGGGGCUGCUCACACAUCGGCGUGCUGAAGGCAUUGGAGGAGGCAGGGGUCCCAGUCGACCUGGUGGGCGGCACGUCCAUCGGCUCCUUCAUCGGUGCCCUGUACGCUGAGGAGCGAAGCGCCAGCCGCACUAAGCAGCGGGCCCGGGAGUGGGCCAAGAACAUGACUUCGGUGGUGGAGCCGGUGCUGGACCUCACGUACCCCGUCACCUCCAUGUUCACCGGGUCGGCUUUCAACCGCGGCAUUCACCGCGUCUUCCAGGACAAGCAGAUCGAGGACCUGUGGCUGCCGUACUUCAACGUGACCACGGACAUCACCGCCUCAGCCAUGCGCGUCCACAAAGAUGGCUCCCUGUGGCGAUACGUACGCGCCAGCAUGACGCUGUCGGGCUACCUGCCCCCGCUGUGCGACCCGAAGGACGGGCACCUCCUCAUGGACGGCGGCUACAUCAACAACCUGCCAGCGGACAUCGCCCGCAGCAUGGGUGCCAAGACGGUCAUCGCCAUCGAUGUGGGGAGCCAGGAUGAGACGGACCUCAGUACCUACGGGGACAGCCUGUCUGGCUGGUGGCUGCUGUGGAAGCGGCUAAACCCCUGGACAGACAAGAUCAAGGUUCCAGACAUGGCUGAGAUCCAGUCUCGCCUGGCCUACGUGUCCUGCGUGCGGCAGCUGGAGGUUGUUAAGUCCAGCUCCUACUGCGAGUACCUGCGCCCGCCCAUCGACUGCUUCAAGACCAUGGACUUCGGGAAGUUCGACCAGAUCUAUGAUGUGGGCUACCAGUACGGGAAGGCUGUGUUUGGCGGCUGGAGCAGGGGCGACAUCAUUGAGAAGAUGCUCACGGACCGGCGGUCUGCUGACCUCAAUGAGAGCCGCCGUGCAGAUGUGCUGGCCUUCCCCAGCUCUGGCUUCACCGACUUGGCAGAGAUCGUGUCCCGGAUUGAGCCCCCCACGAGCUACGUUUCCGACGGCUGUGCUGAUGGAGAGGAGUCGGAUUGCCUGACAGAGUAUGAGGAAGACGCAGGGCCUGACUGCUCGCGGGACGAAGGGGGCUCUCCCGAGGGCGCCAGCCCCAGCACCGCCUCUGAGAUGGAGGAGGAGAAGUCAAUUCUCCGGCACCGGCGCUGCCCGCCCCCGGACCCUCCCAGCUCGGCUGUGGAUGCCUGAGGACCUCGAGAGGGUCCCCCUGGGGCUGGGCUGGGGGCGAGCCCUGUGGGGGUGGCUCAUUCCCUCUCUGCCUGCUGCUAUGCCUGCGACCCUCCUGGGUCCCCCUUGAUCCCAGCGCCCAGGGCACACACACUGGACUGCCCUGCCCCCGAGGGGAGGGACAGCACCGCACUGAGGACCCUGGAUCAGUUACUCCCAAUAAACCCUCCCCUCUUGGAA